Molecule: messenger RNA, 1017 nt
Organism: Fusarium tjaetaba
Lineage: Eukaryota; Fungi; Ascomycota; Sordariomycetes; Hypocreales; Nectriaceae
Exons: 2
Coding region: 1-1017 (338 amino acids)
Source: RefSeq, a predicted model, not a curated record
AUGUAUUCAAAGAGGCUUUUGUCCUUGGCCUUGAGCCUUUUCGUGGUGGAGUCGGUCAUUGCUGGCCCGUGCAAACCGAAAACAACCUCUGCCACUUCUGCGGCAUCAACCACGCUCGUUGCAUCCACAACCACGACCCUCCCUGUGUCCUCCACCACGGACACUACUGUGGCAACUAUCGUCACCAGCGACACCGAGACUGAGGCUGCUACUACGCUUUUGACUAGCACUACCGCUGUAUCUGUAGCUGACACUACUACAACUAAAGAGGGAACAACCACGGCCGACGAGACUACCACGACCGUUGUUGAGACCACUGAGACUGGAACUACGACAGGGGAGGCAACCACCACAGAGGCUCAGACGACAACCACUGCUGAGGCCGAGACUACUACCGCAGAGGCCACGACUACAACCGCCGCAGAGCCCGUCUGUGCCCAAACUCUAGUCCUAGCUAAUCCCACUCCGAUCAUUACUGAUCCGCUAGUCAACACGGAUGAUGGAAACCAAGGCUUCACAGCACCUUUCCCGAUCGGGGUAUUUGGAAGUUCUUCAACAUCUGUUUUUGUGUCUCCAAACGGCCUUUUGUCCUUGGAUACAGGAUCCAACGCAUACGGCAACUACGCACUACCUCGUUCGAACAUCCCGGCUGUUAGCAUCCUCCCCUACUGGGACGACCAAUACUUCCGCAGAGAUGUUUGCAACACAGGAGUCUUCUACGACGUCUACGAGACUGACCGAGGCCAGACGCUCACUGUCGAAUGGUUUGUUGGCAGUAAUUCCGACACUGGGUUCAAUGAGCACUACACGGCCAGUUUCUAUCAAGACUACCCCGGCUUGGUCAGAUUUGAGUACUAUACGACAACCAGGCAUGGCUCAGGUGCGACUAUUGGUGUUCAGAAUGGGCAGGACUACACCCAAUACUCUUACAACCAAGAUAACGCGGUUCCUGAUCAGUUCUACGUGGAGAUUGAUACAAGCAGUGGAGUUGGCGUCAUCGACAGCGAUCCACUGUAA